AUGGCGGCGCUCGCGACCAUCCUCUGCGGCGGCGCCGUCGCCGGCCACCAGCGGUCACGCCGCCGCGCAGCCCCGUCGCUCCAUGUCAGAGGCGGCUCCGCUUCGGACGCCGCCCACCUUGUCUGCGGUAGGAAGCUCCGCCCGGCGCUGUUCCCCACUUCCUCCUUCGGCGCUCUGCCCCUGUCUCCUCCGGGGAGUAGGAAGCUCCUCCGGACGUCGGCUUCCGCGGCCGCCCCCUCAUCCGACUCCCAGGGGCAAGCAAAGCCCAUCGGGUUUUUGGAGAGGUACCCGGCUCUUGUCACUGGUUUCUUCUUCUUCAUGUGGUAUUUUUUGAAUGUGAUAUUUAACAUUCUCAACAAGAAGAUCUUUGAUUACUUCCCCUAUCCAUACUUUGUGUCGGUGACCCAUCUUUCGGUUGGAGUCUUGUACUGCCUUAUCAGCUGGAGCACCGGUCUCCUAAAGCGUGCGCCGAUGAAUUCGACGCUUCUGAAGCUGCUGCUGCCAGUUGCAAUUUGCCAUGCCAUCGGUCAUGUAACGAGCACUGUGUCUUUUGCUGCUGUAUCGGUCUCAUUUGCCCACACCAUUAAAGCUCUCGAGCCGUUCUUCAAUGCGGCUGCUUCACAGUUUAUUCUCGGGCAGCAAGUUCCCUUCACAUUGUGGUUAUCUCUGGCUCCAGUUGUAAUAGGUGUAUCAAUCGCAUCUCUCACUGAACUCUCAUUCAACUGGACUGGUUUCAUCAAUGCCAUGAUUUCUAAUAUCUCGUUCACCUACCGUAGCAUUUAUUCGAAGAAAGCUAUGACUGACAUGGAUAGCACCAAUCUGUAUGCCUAUAUCUCUAUAAUUGCUCUCAUCGUCUGCAUUCCUCCAGCACUCAUUAUUGAAGGACCUCAACUAGUGCAGCAUGGAUUUAAAGAUGCAAUUGCCAAAGUUGGAUUAGCAAAGUUAGUUUCCAAUAUUUUCUUGGCGGGCUUGUUCUAUCACCUUUAUAAUCAGGUUGCAACAAACACAUUGCAGCGGGUGGCCCCUCUAACACAUGCCGUUGGCAACGUGUUGAAACGUGUCUUUGUCAUCGGCUUCUCAAUCAUCAUUUUCGGCAACAAGAUCACCACACAAACUGGAAUUGGCACAGCCAUUGCUAUUUCUGGUGUUGCCCUAUACUCAGUUAUCAAGGCUAAGAUUGAGGAGGAGAAAAAGGAAGGCGUGGCGGCGGCGGCUCCCUGA
Messenger RNA from Triticum turgidum subsp. durum (durum wheat), 1221 nucleotides. The record is from the annotation of a GenBank genome assembly. NCBI's taxonomy places the organism in Eukaryota, Viridiplantae, Streptophyta, Magnoliopsida, Poales, Poaceae.